This is a messenger RNA of Debaryomyces fabryi, 936 nucleotides long. Its product is annotated as DNA-directed RNA polymerase II core subunit. Gene Ontology annotation, biological process: DNA-templated transcription. The transcript has a single exon. The record is from RefSeq and is a predicted model, not a curated record. The coding region runs from base 1 to 936 and encodes 311 amino acids. Gene Ontology annotation, molecular function: DNA binding; protein dimerization activity; DNA-directed RNA polymerase activity. Gene Ontology annotation, cellular component: RNA polymerase II, core complex. Lineage: Eukaryota; Fungi; Ascomycota; Pichiomycetes; Serinales; Debaryomycetaceae.
AUGGAUAUAGAUAAAGGAAGUGACACAGGUCCAAGGGUGACUAUAAGACAUACGGAUAAAGACCAUGUUGAUUUUAUAUUGAAGGAUGUUGAUUUAUCGAUGGCUAACUCUAUGAGAAGAACUAUGUUGGCAGAAGUGCCUACAUUAGCUAUAGACCUCGUUGAAAUCGAGGUGAAUACGUCAGUGUUAGCAGAUGAGUUUAUUUCGCAUAGAUUGGGGUUAAUACCUUUGAAUAGUGAAGGUAUUGAUAACUUGUCAUAUUCGAGAGAUUGUACUUGUGAUCAGUACUGUGCUAACUGCUCGGUCAAGUUAGAAUUAACUGCUAAGUGUGAUACAGAUUCUACUAUGAGUGUGUACUCAUCUGACUUGGCUAAGUUUCAUAAUGGUUCGAAAUUAGGAGACCCGGUGAUUCGUGAUAGUCAUCGUAAAGGACCACUUAUUUGUAAAUUAAGAAAGCAUCAGGAAUUAAGAAUAACUUGUAUUGCUAAAAAGGGUAUUGCAAAGGAACAUGCCAAAUGGUCCCCUUGUGCUGCUAUAGGGUUCGAAUACGAUCCAUGGAACAAGUUGAAACACACAGACUAUUGGUACGAAGAUGACGUUGAAGAAGAAUGGCCAAAAUCAGCUAACUGCGAUUGGGAAGAAGCACCAGAUACAGAUGCUCCAUUUGACUAUAGGGCAAAACCAUCCACUUUUUAUGUGGAUGUUGAGACCGUUGGUAAUUUGCCUCCUAACGAAGUUAUUUUAAAGGGUAUUGAGACUUUACAAUUGAAACUUGCAGGUAUUUCGAUGGAAUUAAACAAAGACAGCAUAGAAGCAAGUAAUGCUGCAGCUGGAGGAUUUACUACAUAUGGUAGGUCACCUGGAGGAAAUUCUCCAGGAAUGGGCAACUCUCCUUAUGGUGGUGACAGCGGUUUUGGUAAUUCUACGUGGGGUUAA